Molecule: messenger RNA, 274 nt
Organism: Sphaeroforma arctica JP610
Lineage: Eukaryota; Ichthyosporea; Ichthyophonida
Exons: 1
Source: RefSeq, a predicted model, not a curated record
CAGCUAUCGUCUAGCGCAGCGAAUUGAGUAUCCGCUAGCAGCGGGAUCGGCUGAUGCAGCAGUAAACUCUACCAAAACAUCGAACUUAGAUACGGGUGCAGCUCAGAAUGGAUCAGUGCUUGGCUAUGGCACCACACUGGCAUGUAGCUGUGCCGGGGAUGUGCUGGUCGUCGGUUCUCCGCUCAGCAACAAUGGUUCUGGCGAGGCGUUUGUUUUCCAGAACAUUGCUGACGAGUACCAAUUACAAGCAACAAGCAGCCGGCUUGUGACACAG